This is a messenger RNA of Owenia fusiformis, 876 nucleotides long. NCBI's taxonomy places the organism in Eukaryota, Metazoa, Annelida, Polychaeta, Sabellida, Oweniidae. The record is from the annotation of a GenBank genome assembly.
AAGAUGUCAGCGCCCGUGAAUGAAGGAAGUGAAACAAAUUCUGAACACAUUUCAACUUCAAACAUGUCUUCAGAUGAUGCCACACUCACGUUUGUAGUGUACUUACUUGGCGGAAGUGUAGUAGCAUUAUGUUUGAUCAUGAAAGUGCCUCAAAUUAUCGCUGUUGUGAAGUCAGGGACAACCAAAGGACUGAGUUUGACCAGCUUGAUGUUGGAGAUGUGGGCGUUUACUAUCUUGUUCUGCUACCAGUUUGCCAAUGAAUAUCCAUUAAGUGCCUACGUUGAGUACUCUAUGCUACUUAUACAAGAUAUGAUUCUUCUACUUAUACUGCUGAAUGACCAAGGCCACCUCAAUAUACUGACAAUUGCUGCAUUUGGAAUAUAUUUUGCAGGUUCUACUGCGAUUUCUAUGGGGAUGCUUCCCAGCUCAAUUAUGUAUAUGCUCAUAAGUUCAGUGACUCCCCUUGCUGCCAGUAGUAAGUUAAUUCAGCUCCGUCAAAUAAUCGUCAACCGUGACCCCGGUCCAAUUAGUGCUGUAACAUGGGGUAUAGCAACAUACACUGCCUCUGUUCGCAUAUUUACAACCUUAGUGCAAACAGGAGAUGUUGCCAUGCUGAUCACAAUCGGGACUGCUGCUUCACUUAACUGUGCAAUGCUUAUAUCAAUAUUGUACUAUAGAAAACAAAAGAAAACCAAAAUGUAUUAAAUGUACAGUUAAACCUGUCAGGUGGAACACCUCUCGUGGAAUACUUUUAGAGGUAUGGAGGGUGUUCUAAUUACAAAGGUUUUACUGUACAUUAUUGAGGACAUUAUGUUUUAAUUUUUAAGGUUGAGGGUUGUUAUUGGUUGAUAUAUUGAUUUUGAAAUUAUAAGUAUU